CUGAGGUUUGGGUUGAGUUUUGAAAUUUUUUUGUGGGGUUUUUGUUGUUUUUUUUUUUUUAAAAAAACAACAACAUGGCUUGUUGUGGGGAAGAUGAAGGGGCUUGUGCCUCAACCUCCUCAAAGGACCGUGGGCAAAGAAAGAAAAAGCAGCCAGAAGGCAAGUCUAAGGUCGGCGAGAAGUCAAGACUUCUGGGUUGCACUCACCCCCCUACACUCAGCAUGGUGGUCGAAGCCUUGAGGGCAAACCGUGAAAAGCAAGGCACCUCUGUGGCAGCCAUCAAAAGCUAUAUCCUCCUCAAGUAUCCAGCCGUUGACCAGAUAAGGCUCAAAUACCUGCUGAAGCUUGCUCUGGCAAAGGGCAUCGAUCAUGGCAUCCUUGUGAGGCCACCCAAUUCAACUGCAAAAGGAGCGACGGGGCGAUUCAAAUUAGGGCCAAAGGGUCAGACGAAGAAAACAUCCAUGGGUACCAAGCCCCAAAAGAAGAUCCCUAAACCAGACAAGACUGUGGCCAAGUCCAAAACCAAAGAAGCUACACCAAAAGCAGAGAGUAAAGAUACAAAAGAUGUAAAAGUCAAACCCAAGGCCAAGAAACCAAAGGCGAAAUCCACAAAUGACCAGAGCAAAGCGGCUGCUACAAAGAGCUCUGAAGGGAAAGUGGGAAAGAAGACCAAACACAAGGAUGCCAUAGGGGUGAAGGCCACAAGGGUGAAGACCACAGAGAAAAAGAACUCAAGGAAAGAAGCCAAAGCUGUCGUGGGAGAAAAGGAGCCCGUAGGCCAAAAGAAGGCUUCUCUGCCCCCCAAAGCAAAGAAGGCCAAAGGGGUGAGCAUCACAGUCCAAAAGCCCAAGGGGACUAAGGGUGCUGAAGGGAAGGGGAUAACCAAGGUCAAGGCAGUUCCUGAGACCUCCGGGACCCCAGGGACCAAGAUUCGGCCAGUCAGUGGAUCCAAGACCUCUGUUGCUUCCAAACCCAAAGAGCUGACAGCACCAAAUGGGCUGCCUAAAGAUAAAAGGAAGAAGACUGAAGCUACAAAAGGGCCUAGAAAAGCUGGCCCAAAUUCAAAAGGCCCUUUAACUAAGAAUAGUAGCAAGCCUGCAAAAUAGAUGUUAGUUAUCCAGGGCCUGGAAGGUGAGGGCAGGUUGGCGUCAGUUUUUUAAAUCACUGGGCUUACUCUUUUUAUGACUUUUUCUAAUUGGAAAUUGUUACUUAAUAAAGUUCUUUGUACUUAACACAUG
Messenger RNA from Ornithorhynchus anatinus (platypus), 1238 nucleotides. RefSeq names its product sperm-specific protein PHI-2B/PHI-3. The coding region runs from base 75 to 1106 and encodes 343 amino acids. The record is from RefSeq and is a predicted model, not a curated record. Gene Ontology annotation, cellular component: nucleosome. The transcript is spliced from 5 exons. Gene Ontology annotation, biological process: nucleosome assembly. Gene Ontology annotation, molecular function: DNA binding. NCBI's taxonomy places the organism in Eukaryota, Metazoa, Chordata, Mammalia, Monotremata, Ornithorhynchidae.